UCCAUCAACAUGCCUAUCUCCAAGAUCCACGCCCGCUCCGUCUACGACUCCCGCGGUAACCCCACCGUCGAGGUUGACGUUGUCACCGAGACUGGUCUUCACCGUGCCAUUGUCCCCUCUGGUGCUUCCACUGGCCAGCACGAGGCUCACGAGCUCCGCGAUGGCGACAAGACCAUGUGGGGUGGCAAGGGUGUCCUGAAGGCCGUCAAGAACGUCAACGAGACCAUUGCCCCCGCCGUCAUCAAGGAGAACCUCGAUGUUAAGGACCAGUCCAAGGUUGAUGAGUUCCUCAACAAGCUCGAUGGUACUGCCAACAAGUCCAACCUCGGUGCCAACGCCAUCCUUGGUGUCAGUCUGGCCAUCGCCAAGGCCGGUGCCGCUGAGAAGGGCAUCCCUCUCUACGCUCACAUCUCCGACCUUGCUGGUACCAAGAAGCCCUACGUCCUCCCCGUUCCCUUCCAGAACGUCCUGAACGGUGGUUCCCACGCUGGUGGCCGCCUGGCUUUCCAGGAGUUCAUGAUCGUCCCCAACACUGCCUCUUCCUUCUCUGAGGGUCUCCGCCAGGGUGCUGAGGUCUACCAGAAGCUCAAGGCUCUUGCCAAGAAGAAGUACGGCCAGUCCGCUGGCAACGUUGGUGACGAGGGUGGUGUCGCCCCCGACAUCCAGACUGCCGAGGAGGCUCUUGACCUGAUCACCGAGUCCAUCGAGCAGGCCGGUUACACUGGCAAGAUCAGCAUUGCCAUGGACGUUGCCUCCAGCGAGUUCUACAAGGCCGACGUCAAGAAGUACGACCUUGACUUCAAGAACCCCGAGAGCGACUCCUCCAAGUGGCUCACCUACGAGCAGCUGGCCGACCUCUACAAGUCCCUUGCCAGCAAGUACCCCAUUGUCAGCAUUGAGGACCCCUUCGCUGAGGACGACUGGGAGGCCUGGAGCUACUUCUACAAGACCUCUGACUUCCAGAUUGUCGGUGAUGACUUGACUGUCACCAACCCCCUGCGUAUCAAGAAGGCCAUUGAGCUCAAGUCUUGCAACGCUCUCCUGCUCAAGGUCAACCAGAUCGGUACCCUUACCGAGUCUAUCCAGGCUGCCAAGGACUCCUACGCUGACAACUGGGGUGUCAUGGUCUCCCACCGCUCCGGUGAGACCGAGGAUGUCACCAUUGCCGACAUUGCUGUCGGUCUGCGCUCUGGCCAGAUCAAGACCGGUGCUCCUGCCCGUUCCGAGCGUCUGGCUAAGCUGAACCAGAUCCUCCGUAUCGAGGAGGAGCUCGGUGACAACGCCGUCUACGCCGGCGAGAAGUUCCGCACUGCCGUUAACCUGUAAAUGCAGCCAUUUUCCGUAUAAUGUCACCCAGUGCAAGACCCUAGCGGUCCCCACUAGCCCUUCCCAGCGGCUGCAGAACAACAUCGUUGGGAUGGAACUAGGCGGCGAAAACAUCAGAGAUGAUUAAGAUUUAUGAUGACGAAUUCAAAGGCCAAAUAAUUGAAUUUAGUGGCACAUAAUGAAAAAAAUAUUUCUUUUCACCCUUCAA
This is a messenger RNA of Aspergillus neoniger CBS 115656, 1534 nucleotides long. RefSeq names its product enolase acuN (gene aspf22). Gene Ontology annotation, molecular function: magnesium ion binding; phosphopyruvate hydratase activity. The record is from RefSeq and is a predicted model, not a curated record. NCBI's taxonomy places the organism in Eukaryota, Fungi, Ascomycota, Eurotiomycetes, Eurotiales, Aspergillaceae. Gene Ontology annotation, biological process: glycolytic process. Gene Ontology annotation, cellular component: phosphopyruvate hydratase complex. The coding region runs from base 10 to 1326 and encodes 438 amino acids. The transcript is spliced from 5 exons.